AGUGCAAACCACCCAGCCAUCACACCUACCUGUAACUCUACCACCAUGCUGGACUCUGAGCUGAUUCUGGUGGCUCUGCUGGCCUGCCUGAGUGGGAUGGUGUUGACGUCUGUCUGGAAGCAGAGGAGUCUCCAGGGGAAGCUGCCUCCAGGUCCCACUCCACUGCCCUUCAUUGGAAACUUCCUGCAGCUGGAAAAGAAUGAGAUGUACAACAGCCUCAUGAAGAUUUUACAGGUUCAGCAGCUGGUUUCUCACCAGAAAUUCCAGGUCUUGGGAUUUUAACCCCUUGUCAGAGUCUUGGGGAAUUGCAACCCAGACCGUGACAUGAGGGAACUGGACCAAUACAGGGAAUGAGCCCUCUAACCAACACACCCACCCGCAACAGAUGAGCAGAAACUACGGCCCCGUGUUCACCAUCCACUUGGGGACUUGUUGAGUUGCGGUGUUGUGUGGAUAUGAUAUGGUUAAGGAGUCGCUGGUGGAUCAGACUGAGGAGUUCAGUGGGAGAGGCCAGCAGGCCACCUUUGACCACCUCUUCAAAGGCUAUGGUGUGGCCUUCAGCAACGGGGAGCGCACCAAGCAACUCAAGCGCUUCUGCCUCCAUGUGCUGCGGGAACUGGGUGUGGGGAAGCGGGGCACUGAGCAUCGCAUCCAGCAGGAGGCAGACUUCCUCAUCGAGGCCCUGCAGAGCACACGCGCCAAGGUCCGUGAGGAGACUGACCAGGUGAUUGGCAGGAACCGGCAGCCCAGCUGUGGGGACCGAACAAAGAUGCCCUACACACAGGCAGUGAUCCACGAAAUACAAAGAUUUGCAAAUGUGGGCCCCUUUGCCAUGGCUCACAGGGUCACCAAGGACACCAGGUUUCGGGACUUCUUCCUACCCAAGGGCACUGAUGUGAUCUAUAUGCUGGGCUCCCUGCUGAUUGACCCCAGGAUCUUCUCCACACCUGACGACUUCAAGCCCCAGCACUUCCUGGAUGACAAGGGGCUGAAGAAGGUUGAUGCUCACGUGCCCUUUUCCAUGGGAAAGAAGAGCUGCUUGGGAGAAGGCCUGGCUACGAUGGAGCUCUUUCUCUUCCUCACCUCCAUCAUGCAGAACUUCUGUUUCAAGUGUUCCCCGGAACCCCAGGACAUAAAGUUGUCCUUGAAUCACGAGGAUUUUGCCAGGGUCCCACCAAACUUCACCAUGAGCUUCCUGCCACGCUGAACCAGGGCUGUGCCAGGGCAGGGUGAGCAGGCCCAGUGAGGGGUGGGAAGGAGCCAGGGGAGGGUCCAGUGGGAGGGGUGGGACUAGGGGAAGUGGUGACUAGGAGCAGGAAAGAGGGGAACAGGUGGUGGGAGAAGGAAGAGAACAGACUACUCAUCUAGCUAGAGACAGAUGCUUAAGUGCUGGGACGGGGGCCAGGGGAACCUCACACUGCUGUGACCAGUGAAUAAUACCAGUCAUGAUACAUUCACCAACUAUUCUGUGUCA
Molecule: messenger RNA, 1474 nt
Organism: Sciurus carolinensis (gray squirrel)
Lineage: Eukaryota; Metazoa; Chordata; Mammalia; Rodentia; Sciuridae
Product: cytochrome P450 2A13-like
Exons: 6
Coding region: 461-1207 (248 amino acids)
Biological process (GO): coumarin metabolic process; xenobiotic metabolic process
Cellular component (GO): intracellular membrane-bounded organelle; cytoplasm
Molecular function (GO): iron ion binding; oxidoreductase activity, acting on paired donors, with incorporation or reduction of molecular oxygen, reduced flavin or flavoprotein as one donor, and incorporation of one atom of oxygen; heme binding
Source: RefSeq, a predicted model, not a curated record